AUGGUGCAUCACCGCCUGACAUCGCGUUCAGUGGCCUCCUGGCUCACGCGCAUCUCCUCCAAGGCGUCAGACUGGGUCUUCGGCAGUGUCCCCUUGCCCGCCUCGUCUGAGGCUAAUGUCCCCAAGCCGGCGGUGGGAGGCGUGACGGUGAUGGAGAAGAUGCCCUACCCCUACGCCACGGGUAUGGUGCCCAGGCUAGCUAGCGAGACGCUGAGCGGAGGAGGGUUGGUCGGUGGGUGGAUGUGUGUGCAUGUUGAUGUGCCCGUCGAGGACGAAGAUGACGGUCAGGAAGGCGCUGCUGGCGUGAGUGGUGCCAAUGACGGUGCUGGUGGUGGUCAGCAGGAUGGUAGUGGAGGUGCUGGCGGCGCUGGUGCUGGUGCUGGCGCUGGUGCCAAUCCUGGCGAUGGCAGCGUCGGCGGCGGAAGUCAAGGCUUUGCUGGUGCCGGUCAAGCCAGCGCUGGAGGCGCUGGAGUCACCGGAGGUGGCUUCAACGGCAACCCCAACGUUGGCACGGGCUCCGGAUUCGCCGGUCAGCAGCAGCCCGUCUAUAACGGAGGUCAGGGAGGGAGCGUCGGAGGCGCUUAUCCUGGGUCUGGCUACCCCGGUGGCGCUGGUACCCGCUCAGGCUUUGGUGAUCAGCAGGAUACUGGUGCUGGCGGGUUCGCCGGAGGCAGUGACGCUGGUCUGAGCGAUAGUGCAGGCGCUGGAGGCAUUGGCCCCUUUGCCAACGGUGGUGGUGUCUCUGGCGGCUCUGCAGACAUCAACGGUGGCAUGGGUGCCGGUGCAGGUGACCAACGCAACACCAACCCCACCCCCGGCGGUUACAUCCGUUAUCGUGGUCAGCUGCUGACCAUCGACCAAUACCAGCGAGCGCUCGCCUCCUCAUCCUCCCCUCUGUCGCGUCGAGACAUGUUGCCCGUGUCGUCUUCCUCCAUCUUCAUCGACACUCUCCUGCACAAGCGCGACGGCGCAACCUCGACGCCCAAGGUCCUGAUGUGCAUCAACGGCGACCCCGCCCUCCCGCCAAUCAAGUUCAACACCAUGACCGGCCUUCGCAUCCGCGACGCCUCGACCCAGCAGGGUGGUGUGGUGUCCAUCACCAAUUUGCCCAACUACAGCAUGCCCUGGAUGCCCUUCUUGCCCACAGCCGAGAUGUGGGCCGAACAACAGGCAUUGAUGCUGGAGCAGGAGAGCAUCAUCGAGAACAACAUGACCAGCACUCCUCCGCCCUCGCGUUAG
Molecule: messenger RNA, 1239 nt
Organism: Kalmanozyma brasiliensis GHG001
Lineage: Eukaryota; Fungi; Basidiomycota; Ustilaginomycetes; Ustilaginales
Exons: 1
Coding region: 1-1239 (412 amino acids)
Source: RefSeq, a predicted model, not a curated record